AUGAACUUUUGACAUGAACUUAAUUGAAACUUGGUACAACUUAACCAAAAUAUCUAAGCUUUUUACGUGAUGUGAAUAGUUAUUGCCGUGGGAAAUUAUUUCUAUAGCUCAUAAUAUUAUAAUACAAUAUGUGAGAAACAUUGGUGUUUGUUUUUUGUGUUUUCGCAAGAUAUCCUGGUUGACUGCAGAAAUACUUUUCGACUAAGCAAAUGAACGAAAAACGAUUAUUUACAUCGUGAUAAAAUAGAGAAAUGUUCCGUAAUGGCAGAGUUUCUGCCCCUUUGCGACGUACUGUUCAACGUGAUCUCGCUGGCUGGGUAUUUCUGCGACGUCGUGUUCGAUGUAGUAAUGGGAUACGCGCUACUCGAACGAGGCUAUAAGGGCACGUUUGCAGCGGCUAUAUCUAUUGUGAUCACAUCGCUACUUAUAUCUCAGGUCCUCUCCCUCCGCUGGUACCUGCACGUAUGGUGGGCAAGUGAGGGCCGGAAGGACCGCCCGCCCUGGCUUCCAAUAAUGUUGCAUUGUUUACAACUCGGGGUGUUGUGGCGGUAUGCGAGACUGCUUGUACCCGUCGAGCUACGGAGGGUUAAACAUCAAGUGAGAGAUUUAUGUAUGCUACGUCUAGUCCACGCGUUUUGCGAGGCGGCGCCGAUGUUAUUACUCCAACUGCACAUCCUGUUCAAGGACACCAACCACGAAAUCGCCAAUGAGCGAGUCACUCCGGAGCCGACGAUAGAUGAGCCCUCGGCAAACAAGGCGUUCGCGGAGCUGAACGUGAUCUCAGCGUCGCUGUCGUUGUUCUCUGUGUGUUGGGCGCUCGCCAGCUUCAGCAAGAACGUGCGGCUGCAGAACGUGCAUCGACUCGUGCUCACGUGGUUGGGGGUCAUAUUUCAGUUUCUGUGGCGGCUUGGCACGAUCUCGGCUCGAAUAUGCGCGCUCACAGUCUACGCUCUAGUCUACGAAUACUGGGUCUUUUUAGUUAUAGGUCUGCACUGGCUGUCCAUGUUCCUGUGGCUGAUAUCGCCCAAGAACGUGUUCCACGGCGAGCGCAUCAGUCGCCCGCGCAAGGCGUGUCUCUCCGCACUCAUCGCCUUCAUCUACGUGUUCGCGUACGUCAACCUGCACGAACACAACCACAGGCAGAAGAUGGUGACGUUCUACGUGGUGAUGAUGGUGGAGAACUGGUUGCUGGUGACGGCGUGGUGGUGGUCGGGGCAGGCGCAGGCGCCGCUGGCCACGGCCGCCGCCGCCGCCGCCGCCUCCGCCGCCGGCAUCGGCUUCAUGCUGCUCUACUACAGGUACUUUCAUGUGCGAAGACUCGGCUACAUGCUCGGCGAAAAUCAACAAGGAAAGCAAGCAAACCAGGGUGAUAAUGCUACCAUACCAGGCGUGUUCAACUGCCGGUUCUCUAACCCCGUCUGUAACAGCGCAGCAAACGGCCGUAAGAAGAAGAAGCCGACGUCGUUCGUGCCGCCGCCCGCCGCCCCCGCCGCCGCCUUCUGGAGGCGGCCGCUCCCCGCCGCGCAUAACCACCAUGGUGGUUCAUCAGAAAACGAAGGUUCCAGCGUCGGCUCCCGCGUCAACAUCCAACAGAAACUGCAAGAGAAAAAACAAAAACAACUCGCAGAGCUAAGGGUCAUCGAGGAGGAGAUCAAACAAGGGAAAUUAGCAAAGACAACUCCAGUAGCCGCCGAAGAAAUAUACAGCAGUUUACAACGACAGCCGAUCCCACGCGCGAAAACGCACGCGGAACCGCCCGCCUGGCCUAGUAUAGAAAUGACCCACUCGUACCAAAACUACCCAGUAGUACCCCACACUUGUAAUCUAUACCCAACGUACACAGAAAUAAAGCCCGAAUUCAACAUUUCGAACUUCCAAAACAACGAAUCGUCAAACCCCGAUAUCAAUGACUUAAAAAUGCGAAGGUUACCAAACAGGUACGACAAUGCGCGAACGUUCUACGAGAAUCCGGCGAAUAUUAGAAACGAUAGAACGCCACUGAGGUCCCCGAAUUAUCUGGAAACGAGGAAUUAUGAGGGAAGCUGUGGCAGCCCUAGGAACGUUUUAAAUACCAGUCCCGGAAAUUAUAUGGCGGAUGUCUCUGGUAACAACUACGACAACGCCAUAGACAAGCCGCGGAUACCUCAAAAUAACAUAUACUCCGAAGACCAUAGACAAAUGGGGGAAUAUUCUGGGUAUUGCGAAAAUAAUCAAUACAAAUACGAAGGUAAAGACGAGUACGUCUCCGCGUUACACAACGCUUUAGCUAACGUCCAAAGUAUAGACAAUAUAAGGAAUAAUUACGAGGGUUGUGCCCAGUACGGGCAGAAUUGUGAGAGGUUCCCGUAUCCCGGGCUGGGGGGGAAGAAGAUAGACCAGCAGAUGCGGAAGAUGCAGAGGUGCAGGACUCCUGAGAUCCUGCUAGCUCCUCAUUAUUUAGAGGGGUGCAAUAGACAGGUGUGCUGUCAUUGGGGACCGCCUUAUACGAAUAGAAAGAAGGAGGAAGGCGCGGCCGGCAGCAGUGGGGAGGACUCCAGUCCCGAGGGACCCGCGCGGGACACGCCGCGACCGCCCAGCGACAUCGAUAGUCAGAUAUCCCUGCCGCGUUCGUACACGUUGCCGCGCGAGUUCCGCUACUGGCGCCGGCGGCCGCGGCUCCGCGACGCGCACGUGCCCAGCAACAACAGCAGUGACGGCGACGUAGACAGUGGUGACGACAACGACAGCGACCGCCGCUCGAACUGUUCCGCCACCUCGCAGAUCCAAAGCCCUACGUACGGCGACGGCUUGUACCCGCACAGACACCCCGACGGUCGGCCGGACGGGUACACGGACACCGUGUACGGCGCGUGUCCGGCCGGCCGGCCGCGGAGGCACGGGUUUAGGAAACAAGCAGCCAAACCCGAGACUAAGCUUUAAAGUAAUAUGUGUAAGUGUUGAAAUGGGAUAUCCGUUGAUAUAAAUUUUAAUUAAAAUUAAAGUUUUUUUUUCGUAUUUUUUCGCGGGUUUUAUAUUUUAAUUUUCUUCCAACGUUUUCAAGACUGUAGCCUUCAUGGUCACGGAGCGGACUAAGGUUGGUCAUCCCCGCAAAAUCAAAGUUACAAUAUCUACAUUUUACAAUUAUACAACUUUUUUUUGCUUUUGGUAACCACGUAGACUGCAAAGUCUGAAACGUCGCGAGAAAAUUAAAAUAUAAUAACAGCGAUAACAUCCGAAAAAAAGUAGUUCAAUUUUAAUGUCAAAUAUUCGCAUAAACAUAAGUAAUCAGAAAAUAUAUCACCAAUUGAAACCAAUUGGACAUCAAUCAUAAAAAUAUUUAUAGAAUCUGUAAUCGAGCCAUGAAACUUAUCAUAACAUGAACUUCCUUCACGGAUGACGUACUAACA
Messenger RNA from Manduca sexta (tobacco hornworm), 3386 nucleotides. RefSeq lists its product as uncharacterized. Gene Ontology annotation, cellular component: plasma membrane. The record is from RefSeq and is a predicted model, not a curated record. Lineage: Eukaryota; Metazoa; Arthropoda; Insecta; Lepidoptera; Sphingidae. Gene Ontology annotation, biological process: engulfment of apoptotic cell; phosphatidylserine exposure on apoptotic cell surface; apoptotic process involved in development.